Messenger RNA from Nematolebias whitei (Rio pearlfish), 2853 nucleotides. RefSeq names its product COPI coat complex subunit gamma 2 (gene copg2). NCBI's taxonomy places the organism in Eukaryota, Metazoa, Chordata, Actinopteri, Cyprinodontiformes, Rivulidae. The record is from RefSeq and is a predicted model, not a curated record. Gene Ontology annotation, cellular component: Golgi membrane; COPI vesicle coat; endoplasmic reticulum-Golgi intermediate compartment. The transcript is spliced from 24 exons. Bases 94 to 2715 code for a protein of 873 amino acids. Gene Ontology annotation, biological process: organelle transport along microtubule; intracellular protein transport; protein secretion. Gene Ontology annotation, molecular function: structural molecule activity.
GAGUCCCAGACAGGAAGUGAAGCUUCAUUUUGGAGACGUGGAAGUAGCUCUUCGUAUGUCCGAGGCUGACGGGGUCUCCUUCGUUCAUACACAAUGAUUAAAAAAUUUGACAAGAAAGACGAGGAGUCUGGAAGUGGGUCAAACCCUUUCCAGCACCUGGAGAAAAGUGCUGUAUUGCAAGAGGCUCGUAUCUUUAAUGAAACUCCCAUCAAUCCAAGAAGAUGCCUCCACAUCCUCACCAAGAUCAUCUACCUCCUCAACCAGGGAGAACAUUUUGGGACCACAGAGGCCACCGAGGCUUUCUUUGCCAUGACAAGGCUCUUCCAGUCCAACGAUCAAACCCUGAGGAGGAUGUGCUACCUAACUAUCAAAGAAAUGGCAAACAUCUCUGAGGAUGUCAUCAUUGUCACUAGCAGCUUGACCAAAGACAUGACUGGGAAGGAAGAUGUUUACAGAGGCCCAGCCAUCAGAGCUCUUUGUAGGAUUACAGAUACCACCAUGCUGCAGGCCAUUGAGAGGUACAUGAAACAGGCUAUAGUUGACAAGGUGCCCAGUGUGUCCAGUUCUGCUCUGGUAUCCUCUCUGCACAUGGUGAAGAUGAGCUAUGAUGUGGUGAAGCGCUGGGUGAAUGAAGCCCAGGAGGCUGCUUCCAGUGACAACGUCAUGGUCCAGUACCAUGCCCUCGGCCUGCUGUAUCAUCUAAGGAAGAAUGACCGUCUUGCUGUGACCAAGAUGCUUAACAAGUUCACCAAGUCUGGUCUCAAGUCUCCCUUUGCCUACUGUAUGCUGAUCCGUAUUGCCAGCAAACUUCUGGAUGAGACGGAGGCAGGUCAUGACAGCCCAUUGUUUGACUUCAUUGAGAGCUGUUUGAGAAACAAGAACGAGAUGGUGGUUUAUGAAGCUGCUUCUGCUAUCGUCCACAUGCCCAACUGUACUGCCAGGGAGCUGGCUCCUGCUGUGUCAGUGUUGCAGCUCUUCUGCAGCUCCCCUAAAGCAGCGCUGAGGUAUGCUGCUGUCAGGACCCUGAACAAGGUGGCCAUGAAACAUCCAUCUGCUGUGACUGCCUGCAACCUGGACCUGGAGAACCUGAUCACGGACUCGAACCGCAGCAUUGCGACUCUGGCCAUCACCACUCUGCUGAAGACGGGCAGCGAGAGCAGCGUGGACCGCCUCAUGAAACAGAUCUCCUCCUUCGUCUCUGAGAUUUCUGAUGAGUUCAAAGUGGUGGUGGUUCAGGCCAUCAGUGCUCUGUGUCAGAAAUAUCCCAGGAAGCACAGUGUCAUGAUGAACUUCUUAUCCAACAUGCUCAGAGAUGAUGGUGGCUUCGAGUACAAGCGAGCCAUUGUGGACUGCAUCAUCAGCAUCAUUGAGGACAACCCUGAGAGCAAAGAGACGGGCUUGGCCCAUCUGUGUGAGUUCAUAGAGGACUGUGAACACACAGUACUGGCCACAAAAAUCCUGCACCUGCUGGGCAAAGAGGGUCCUCGCACCCCGCAGCCCUCCAAAUACAUUCGCUUCAUAUUCAACAGAGUGGUGCUGGAGAGCGAAGCUGUCCGUGCAGCUGCCGUCAGCGCUUUGGCUAAAUUUGGAGCGCAGAACGAUGAUCUUCUGCCGAGCGUCCUGGUUCUCAUGCAGAGGUGUAUGAUGGACAGUGAUGACGAGGUGCGGGACAGAGCGACUUUCUACAUGAACGUACUCCAGCAGAAGCAGAAAGCUCUGAAUGCAGCCUACAUCUUCAAUGGACUGUCUGUGUCCGUUCCUGGGCUGGAGAAGUGCCUCCACCAGUACACCUUGGAGCCCUCAGAGAAACCUUUCGACAUGAAGUCUGUACCUCUGGCCACCACUCCAAUCACAGAGCAAAAAACAGAAAUUGCACCAGUUGCUACCAGCAAACUGCCAGAGAAGUUGGCCCCAUCGCGUCAGGACAUUUACCAAGAACAACUUGCUUCCAUCCCAGAGUUCCAGGGUCUCGGCCCAUUAUUCAAGUCUUCUGAGCCGGUGCAGCUGACAGAGGCCGAGACAGAAUAUGUUGUGCGCUGCAUUAAACACACCUUCGCCCAACACAUGGUGUUCCAGUUUGACUGCACAAACACUCUGAACGACCAGCUGCUGCAAAAGGUGGUAGUACAGAUGGAGCCUGCAGAAGCUUAUGAGGUGAUACACUACAUCCCCGCCCCCAGCCUUCCCUACAGCCAGCCUGGUUCUUGUUACACUUUGGUUCGCCUACCAGACAAUGACCCGACUGCUGUGUCGUGCACAUUCAGCUGUACCAUGAAGUACCUCGUGAGAGACUGCGACCCCAACACAGGAGAGCCAGAUGAUGACGGUUAUGAUGAUGAAUAUGUGUUGGAGGACCUGGAGGUGACGGUUGCAGACCACAUUCAGAAAGUUUUGAAACCAAACUUUGGAGCAGCGUGGGAAGAAGUGGGAGACGAGUUUGAGAAGGAGGAGACAUUUGCCCUGGCAUCUGUGCGAACGCUCGAUGAGGCGGUGGGUAAUAUCAUCAGCUUCCUGGGAAUGCAGCCAUGUGAACGCUCAGAUAAAGUUCCCGAAAACAAGAACUCUCAUGUCCUCUUUCUUGCUGGUGUGUUUCGAGGAGGUCACGAUGUGCUGGUUCGUGCACGCUUGGCGCUGGCUGAUGGUGUCACCAUGCAGGUGACGGUUCGCAGCAGUGAGGAGAGCGUUGUUGAUGUAAUCCUGGCCUCUGUGGGCUAAAACUGUAAAUCUGCGUGCCAACGCAACCAAACGUUAAUGUUGACCAAUUAUAAAUGUUUCCAGUCUAAGUUUAUAAACUAACAUGUUUUCUUGAUUUCUUUAAAAUAAUAAUAAAAAAAAAACAUUCUGCAAUAAAGU